This is a messenger RNA of Gambusia affinis (western mosquitofish), 2952 nucleotides long. It is a transcript of the gene rlbp1b, whose product is annotated as retinaldehyde binding protein 1b. Gene Ontology annotation, cellular component: membrane. The record is from RefSeq and is a predicted model, not a curated record. Gene Ontology annotation, molecular function: phosphatidylinositol bisphosphate binding. The transcript is spliced from 7 exons. Lineage: Eukaryota; Metazoa; Chordata; Actinopteri; Cyprinodontiformes; Poeciliidae. The coding region runs from base 1433 to 2356 and encodes 307 amino acids.
AAAAAGACUCAAAAACUUCAGCAUCCACAUUGAGAUCGGCCAUGGCUUCUACUAAUGAAAGCUGACUGGCUCCAUUCUUGUGCCCUUUGUGAUGUCACUUCCGCCAAAACAAACGCAGGAGUUUCAGCUGUGGGUUUUUUUCUUCAGUGAAAAAAAAAAGGAUUAUUUAUUUUUUGGUUACAUCCAGUAGCUGGAAAGCCACGCUUCAUCAAAAAGAUGUGUUUUUACUGUGAGUGAACAUUUGUUAGAGGAAGAGAAAAGAAAAAUGCACCACUGUGUGGCAUCUUUAAAAUCUGGGACCAAAAUUAAAAGAGCAGCUACGGUAGCCUGAGCUUCUAAUCUGGUUUCCUGGUUCACACGUCGUCCUCGGUGUGUAUUUACCGGCUUUUCUGGACUCAUGUGAACAAGAUUAAUAAAAAAACACACACACACACACACACUGAGGCCUAUUGAUUAUGGUCCAAUAUGGGGAACAGGCUUUCCUACCCAUGUGGAUUAGAUGUCUAAAGCUCAAAGAGCACAACCAGCUCAUGUGACAGAAUUAUAUUAACAUAGCAAAGCGGUUAGCUUCAUCCAGGUUUCAUUUUAGGUCAUUAAGGAUGAAGGAGCGUUUUCAUUAUACAAAGAAGGACUUCAGUGAAGUUCAAAUGCAGGAAUGUUUACCAAAUCCACACCAGGUCAACAUGAUACGUGCAAGCUGAAAUAUGUCACAUCGGCAAACAUCUGGGAUGGGAGUCCAUAAGUUAGCACAUUAGGGCUGUUGUACAUAGGAAAAAAAAGGAGUAAGUUUCCACCAAAAAACUCAACAUUUUGAAAUUAAUCUCAGGAAUUUUCAAGAAAAAACUUGGAAAUUUCAGACUUCCAAAAGUUGAACAAGUUCUCAAUUUUUUUUAUUAGAAGAUUAGAGAUUUUUGACUGAAAUUUACUAUCUAUCUACAAUGGCACUAAUGCACCAAUCGAGAACCGGUUGCUAGGAGGUAAAUCCCUUGGAAUCGUUAAAGCGCCUGCCUAGCAACGGAUCUCGUCGGCUCCAGAACGUGUCUGUGUGACGGUGCGUCGCACGCGCUCCAUAUUUUUGAUUUAGAGAAUGUCCAAGAUGGCGUCGCGACAAAAGCGCUCCAAGGCACGGUGACAUUACCAAAAAAAAAAAGACGAUAGUAGGCCCGGUUGCGACGUGUGCAGAGCUUUAAUAACAACAUAAGAAUGAGAUGCCUCCAUUUCCACACCUCAUUUCCCCUUAGAAACAGGAGCACCGUUGGGUGUUGCAACAGGGAAAAGGUCUCCAGCCUAAAUCCGUUGAAAAUGAACAGACUGCAUUUACAGGCUGAGUCCGUAUGGAAAAGCAGAAUCGCUACAUGAGCUCUACCGUUUCUGCGGUGAAACCGCUAGCUACUUCCUGAAGAGGAUUAAAACCAAACACCAAUAGGAGUGUAUGGUGGUUUUGAGUGGAACUUACCGCAUGGUGUCGGAGGAGGAGCAGGCGCUCAGGGCCAAGCUGGAGCAUCUCACCAUCAAGGACCACGGCCCCGUGUUUGGACCCUGUGCCAGCCUGCCAGACCACACCAGGCAGAAGGCCAAAGAUGAGCUGAACGAGACGGAUGAGAAGCGCGUGUCGGCAGCGAAGGAGCUUCGAGCGAUCAUUAAGGAGAAGGCGGAAGCCGGAGACGACCUGGCCAAGGGGGUGCAGGACACCUUUGGGGAGAAACCAGACAGUCUGCUGGUCCGCUUUAUCCGCGCCAGGAAGUACGACGUGCCCAGAGCCUUCGACCUCAUGAAGGGAUAUGUCCGCUUCCGGAAGGAUUACCCCGAGCUGUUUGAGAACCUGACCCCAGAGGCCGUGCGCAGCACCAUCGAGGCCGGCUACCCUGGCAUCCUCCACAGCAGAGACAAAUACGGACGUGUGGUUCUGCUCUUCAACAUCGAGAACUGGGACUACGAGGAGAUCACCUUUGACGAGAUUCUGCGUGCCUACUGCGUGAUCCUCGAGAAGCUGCUGGAGAACGAGGAGACUCAGAUCAACGGCUUCUGCAUCAUUGAAAACUUCAAGGGCUUCACCAUGCAGCAGGCCUCAGGGAUCAAACCAACCGAGCUCAAGAAGAUGGUGGACAUGUUGCAGGACUCCUUCCCAGCCCGUUUCAAGGCCGUGCACUUCAUCCACCAGCCCUGGUACUUCACCACCACCUACAACGUGGUGAAACCCCUCAUGAAGAGCAAGCUGCUAGAGAGAGUGUUCGUCCACGGAGACGAGCUGGACAGCUACUACAAGGAGUUUGACCCCGAAAUUCUUCCGUCCGAGUUUGAUGGAAAAGGUUCCAAGUACGACGGCAAGGCCACGGCGAACAAGCUGUUCGACUAGUCGUCGUAGAAACCUGUCGCCCAACAGUCUGACAGCUGUAAUACAGUGGGGAAAAAAAAUGUAAGAAUAAUCCAGCUGUGUGGAUGUAGGAAGAAUAGUUAUGAAUGAAACAUAGGAGAGUGUGUAAAAGGCUGAGGAGGAGUCCGUUUUCCAGAUGUUCUGACAAAACCCAGUCCUACAGGAAGGGGGCGGUAGUGGGCUGAAACCUUGGCUCUCAGUCUCUAACUCAUGAAUUUUGAGCAGAAAUUACAAAUGGUUUUAUAAUUUGACAAAUAUUUUACCCAAAACGGACAGCAAUUUAAAUUCACACGGAAACCUGAUUGGAAAAUAAAUAUUUCUUUCUGCAUUAAAAGAGAAAAUGUUGUCCACUGAUUUCCCAACACACCAUCUUAGAAGCUGAAAAAGAAAGUCCCAUCAGGCACGAUAUUUCAAUCACCUUCAUUACGGCUGAAUCGCCGUGGCAACUGGGUAUAUUUUAAACAGAUUUCAGGAGUUUUAAUGUUUUACACACCUGAUGAUGAGACUCAAAGUAUGACAUGUCUGUCAUUUCUUUUUUUAGAUUCACUUUCAGAAUAAAAGCAAGUUUUACCGACGCA